This is a messenger RNA of Syngnathus acus (greater pipefish), 1726 nucleotides long. It is a transcript of the gene timm17a, whose product is annotated as translocase of inner mitochondrial membrane 17 homolog A (yeast). Gene Ontology annotation, biological process: protein import into mitochondrial matrix. Gene Ontology annotation, molecular function: transmembrane protein transporter activity. Gene Ontology annotation, cellular component: TIM23 mitochondrial import inner membrane translocase complex; mitochondrial inner membrane. Bases 65 to 571 code for a protein of 168 amino acids. The record is from RefSeq and is a predicted model, not a curated record. The transcript has 6 exons. Lineage: Eukaryota; Metazoa; Chordata; Actinopteri; Syngnathiformes; Syngnathidae.
CGCGUUGCGUCAUUACGUCACUCUGUCGUCACCCUCGGGCUACGGCACGGUACGGCAGAACAAAAUGGAGGAGUAUGCUAGAGAGCCGUGUCCCUGGAGGAUUGUGGACGACUGUGGGGGUGCGUUCACCAUGGGGGCCAUUGGCGGUGGAAUAUUCCAAGCAGUAAAAGGCUUCAGGAACGCGCCUUCGGGAAUGAAUCACAGAAUGAGAGGUAGCAUGACUGCCAUCAAGACCAGAGCGCCACAGCUUGGAGGUAGCUUCGCAGUGUGGGGCGGCCUCUUCUCUAUGAUCGACUGCGGCCUGGUGAAGGUGCGCGGGAAGGAGGACCCCUGGAACUCCAUCACGAGUGGCGCCAUGACGGGAGCCAUUCUUGCUGCUAGAAACGGACCAGUGGCCAUGGUGGGCUCGGCAGCUAUGGGGGGCAUCCUGCUAGCCUUAAUAGAGGGCGCUGGGAUUAUGCUGUCAAGGUUUGCCUCGUCACAAUUUCCCACCGGUCCACAAUUUGCAGAGGAGCCAGCCCCCUCACCCAUGCCCACUGCCCCCUUUGGAGACUACCGACAAUAUCAGUGAAAGUGAAAGGACUGAUUGCCUCAAGCUUUUCUUAGUUUUUUUUUUUUUUUUUUUAUAAAUUCCUUGCUGGGGUCACAAAGUGGAAAUGGAGAUGACACACCUGCACACCCGUAACUAUAGAGACAAUUACAACCCCACCUCCACCACAUGGUGAACUGAGACUGCACAGUGACAUCUUCAUUUCCGUACAAAAUACACGUUUUGGCUUUUUCUUUCCUAGGUGCGGCGGAAACUAAAAUUGGAUGGAUGGCAUUUGAUUAAAAGGGAAAAACAUUUUUGCCAAUUGGUUCCUUGGCCAUCGAGCAUAAAAGUCAGCCCACGCUCUUACUGCUUGUCAUAAGACACUUUAUUUACAUUCGCAACUCUAUUGCUCAUUGCACUGAGCAGUCGGACUCGUUGCGAUCCAUUGUGUUGAUGAAUGGAAACGGGAGAAAAAUUGCUUGAUUUAAAAAAUAUGCCAUUAUGCUAGGCAUUGACCAAAAACCAUGAUUGGAAUGAAACAUAUAACAUCAAUAACUAAUUUGUAUAUGUAAUGUCGGACUGGUGAGCAGACAGGCCAUCCAGAACUGCGUCAUGAAAGUUCCAUUUCCACUUCUAUGGUUAUCAUCACUUAUAGCCUUUGUGAUGCUUAAGCAAAAAGUUCUUUUUGAAUUUUGAGAUCCAUUUUCCAGGGAAUGUUGGUCAAAAUCACAUUCAUUUUUGAAGGUUCCGCUGUAUUGUGAUUUUUUUGUUAUUUUGAAAUGAAUUCCUGUAGCCCAGCUAAUGCAGAUGAAGGCCAGGUGACCUGGUUGAGUGUGGGACGUGAAGAAAAAAAUAAGAACCGUGAUAAUUUAUAAUACCUUAGUGUUCUGUGUAUAUAUUUAAAGGCUCCCCUUGUAUUUGCCUUAAAUAGAACACAUGCUCGAACUAGCGGGGGCCUCUUGUUGCAUACAAUACGACUUCUCCAGUUGGCUUCACGACCAUGUAUUUAUUUUUACAAUGUAAAGAGUCAACUGGAUGUUUUAUGCAGAAGUUCUUUUUGCAUUCAAAAUUUAGGAGAUAGGAGGCAUAAUCACUACAACUCAAUGGUUCCACUCAUGCAAAGGGUUGUUACAUCCUGUAUUCAAUCUAUAUGAGUGAUUGUACCAAACGACAAUAAACUCAAAUGUGUUUUAA